Balaenoptera acutorostrata (minke whale) is the source of this 1810-nucleotide messenger RNA. It is a transcript of the gene COLQ, whose product is annotated as collagen like tail subunit of asymmetric acetylcholinesterase. The transcript is spliced from 17 exons. Gene Ontology annotation, molecular function: heparin binding. Bases 84 to 1460 code for a protein of 458 amino acids. The record is from RefSeq and is a predicted model, not a curated record. Lineage: Eukaryota; Metazoa; Chordata; Mammalia; Artiodactyla; Balaenopteridae.
GCGUGGGGAAGACAAAGCACAGAUAAGCGAGGCUCCUUGCAGCCCUUCCUUGCGAACUUGACACUUUGCAGACCGCAGCCAGCAUGGUUGUCCUGAAUCCAGUGACCCUGGGAAUUUAUCUUCAGCUUUUCUUCCGCUUCAUCGUGUCUCAGCCCACUUUCCUCACCAGCGUGCUUCCAAUUUCAGCAGCCCUUCCCGGCCUGGAUCAGAAGAAGCGUGGCGGCCACAGAGCAUGCUGCCUGCUGACCCCCCCGCCACCCCCUCUCUUCCCACCACCGUUCUUUAGAGGGGCCCGAAGUCCGCUUCUCUCCCCAGACAUGAAGAAUCUCGUCCUGGAACUGGAGACCACACGGCCCCCAUGCGUGCAAGGGUCGCUCAGCUCCCCCAGGCCUCCGGGGCCCCAGGGCCCGCCUGGGCUUCCCGGCAAGACAGGACCAAAGGGAGAAAAGGGGGAGCUUGGCCGACCGGGAAGGAAGGGCAGACCCGGCCCCCCAGGUGUUCCUGGCAUGCCUGGGCCUGUUGGCUGGCCCGGCCCUGAAGGCCCCAGGGGUGAAAAAGGUGACCUGGGGAUGAUGGGCUUGCCAGGGUCAAGAGGACCAAUGGGCUCCAAGGGCUACCCUGGAUCCAGAGGGGAAAAGGGAUCCAGAGGUGAAAGGGGUGAAUUGGGUCCCAAAGGAGAAAAGGGUUUCCCAGGACUUCCUGGAAUGUUGGGGCAGAAAGGUGAAAUGGGACCAAAGGGCGAGCCCGGGAUAGCAGGCCACCGGGGGCCCACAGGAAGACCAGGAAAACGAGGCAAGCAGGGGCAGAAGGGAGAUAGUGGAGUUAUGGGCCCACCAGGCAAACCUGGGCCUUCUGGUCAACCUGGCCAUCCGGGCGCCCCAGGCCCCCCGGGUCCCCCGUCUGCAGGACACCUUGUAAUGGGACCCAAAGGGGAAAGAGGAUUUCCCGGGCCUCCAGGAAGAUGUCUUUGUGGCCCUCCCAUGAAUGUGAAUAACCCUUCCUACGGGGAGUCUGCAUAUGGGCCCAGUUCCCCACGAGUUCCUGUGAUAUUUGUGGUCAACAACCAGGAGGAGCUUGAGAGAUUGAACACCCAAAAUGCCAUUGCCUUCCGCAGAGACCAGAGGUCUCUGUACUUCAAGGACAGCCUUGGCUGGCUCCCCAUCCAGCUGACGCCUUUCUACCCUGUGGACUACCCCGUAGACCACCGCGGCUCGUGCGGGGACGGGGUCCUGCAGCCGGGGGAGGAGUGUGAUGACGGGAACGGCGAUGUGGGUGACGACUGCAUCCGCUGUCGCCGGGCCUACUGUGGAGAUGGUCACCGGCACAGGGGCGUGGAGGACUGUGACGGCUCUGACUUCGGCCACCUGACCUGCGAGACCUAUCUCCCCGGGUCAUACGGAGACCUGCGGUGCACCCCGUACUGCUACAUCGACUCCACGCCCUGUCGCUACUUCACCUGAGGGCCGCCGGGAGGAGGCGGCUGCACCCACGGAACUGGCAGCAGCUUCUCCACCCUCGGCAGACUGACCUCGCCCCGUCCUGGUCCGGUUUCCACCACCUUCAUGCAACAGAAACAAGGACAAACUCUUGCUGCUAAGAUGUGCUUUUAACGCAGUCCGACUGGAAGAACCUAGGACCACUGCAUCCUGUCUUAACCCCGAGUACCGGGCCUCCUCCACACGCCCAUCGCGACCCUCCGGCCAGACCGCCGGCCUGCGGGGCCCUCCCUUCCGAAUAUCGUGGACUUGGCUUUGCACUGUUAGGCACACAGACUGUUGGAGUUUGCUCCCGUCCGCUGGGGGCAUCUGGG